Molecule: messenger RNA, 2163 nt
Organism: Brassica rapa (field mustard)
Lineage: Eukaryota; Viridiplantae; Streptophyta; Magnoliopsida; Brassicales; Brassicaceae
Product: cysteine-rich receptor-like protein kinase 10
Biological process (GO): protein phosphorylation; defense response to bacterium
Cellular component (GO): plasma membrane
Molecular function (GO): ATP binding; protein serine/threonine kinase activity
Source: RefSeq, a predicted model, not a curated record
UUACAUCAUAUAGGAGUUUCUUAAAAAUUUAUUUCAUCAGUUAUGUGUUCUUGGGCCUCUUUGAUCUUCCUUUUCAUUUUCUCCUUUCUCACAAGCUUCAAAGCUUCAGCUCAAGAUCCCAUUUACGUAUACCACAUCUGUCCAAACACGACAACUUACACCAGAAACAGCACUUACUCCACCAACCUCAGAACACUUUUGUCCUCCCUCUCUUCCAGCAACUCCUCUUACUCCACCGGAUUCCAAACCGCCAUCUCCGGACAAGGCACCGACAGUGUCACCGGACUUUUCCUUUGCCGAGGAGACGUCUCGCCGGAAGUUUGUCGCAGAUGCGUCGCCUUUGUCGUCAACGACACCUCAACUCGGUGUCCAAACCAGAGAGAGGUCGUGCUCUACUACGAUGUGUGUACGGUAAGAUACUCUAACCGGAAUAUUCUCUCGACGCUAAGCACCGACGGAGGAGUUGUCUUGUGGAACACCCAAAACAUUACAUCUAACCAAAAAGACCAGUUCAGAGACUUGGUCUUGUCGACGAUGAACCAAGCCGCCAAUGAAGCUGCGGACAGUCGUAGAAAGUUCGAUGCGAGAAAAGCUAACUGGACUGCAUCACAGAGUUUAUACGGAUUGGUUCAGUGCACUCCUGAUCUGACAAGACAAGACUGUUUGAGCUGUCUGCAGCAGAGCAUCAAUCAGUUACCCACUGAUAAAAUUGGAGGAAGAUUUAUUAUGCAUAGCUGUGGUUCAAGAUACGAGCUUUACGCAUUUUACAACGAAUCCGCCAUUACAACACCUCCGCUGCCACCACAACCGCCUGUUUCUACUCCUCCGGUCUCAGCUCCUCCGCCAGCUGGGAAAGGUGGGAGUUCAAGUGUACUAGUUGUAGCCAUUGUUGUACCUAUUAUAGUGGUUGUUCUGCUUCUCAUAGCUUGUUAUUGCUUCCUUGCAAAGAGGGCAAAGAAGACUUAUGGUACAGCAUCUGCAUUUGAUGGAGAUGAUAUAACAACCGCAGAAUCACUGCAGCUUGAUUACAGAUCAAUCCAAACUGCUACUAAUGGUUUUUCUGAAAGUAAUAAGAUAGGCCAAGGUGGAUUUGGAGAGGUCUACAAGGGUACAUUAUCGGAUGGCACUGAAGUUGCGGUGAAGAGACUGUCAAAGUCAUCAGGACAAGGUGAUGCGGAGUUUAAGAACGAGGUUAUUCUUGUUGCAAAGCUACAACAUAGAAAUCUUGUUAGACUUCUAGGAUUUUGUCUAGAAGGAGAAGAGAGGGUACUAGUCUACGAGUACGUGCCCAACGAAAGCCUUGAUUACUUCAUAUUUGACCUUGCAAAGCAAACUCAGCUGGACUGGUCUCGGCGGUACAAGAUUAUCGGUGGAAUUGCUCGAGGGAUUCUGUAUCUUCAUCAAGAUUCACGGCUCACGAUAAUACACCGUGACCUUAAAGCAAGUAACGUUCUACUGGAUUCGGACAUGAAUCCUAAAAUUGCUGAUUUCGGAAUGGCUAGGAUCUUUGGAAUGAACCAAACAGAGGAGAAUACAAGCAGGAUAGUGGGAACCUAUGGUUACAUGUCUCCUGAGUAUGCAAUGCAUGGUCAGUACUCAAUGAAAUCAGAUGUUUAUAGCUUCGGAGUGUUAGUUCUUGAGAUUAUAAGCGGCAAGAAGAAUAGCAGCUUCUACCAAACAGAUGGUGCACAUGACUUGGUUUCAUAUGCAUGGAGGCUUUGGAGUAAUGGGACACCACUAGACCUCGUGGAUCCAAUUAUUGUAGAUAAUUGCCAAAGGAAUGAAGUUGUUCGAUGUGUCCAUAUAGGUCUUCUGUGUGUUCAAGAAGAUCCUGUAGAGCGUCCACCAUUCUCAACCAUUGUUCUGAUGCUCAGUAGUAAUACUGUGACAUUACCCGUGCCUAGGCAACCAGGUCUUUUCUUUCAGAGUAGACUCGGAAAAGACCCUCUUGAUUCAGACAAAUUUACAACGACCAAGUCUCUUCUACGGUCUGUUGAUGAUGCCUCGAUCACAGAUGUAUAUCCUCGUUGAAGACAAACGUUUAUAUUCUUGCCUGAUUUCUUAAUCAACUGGUUUUAAAAAUAAGCUGAUUUGUAACUGUUCGUAUUGCUAUUGUAGCCACAAACAUGUAUGAGUUGUAUAUUAUUUACACGUUUCUUCUUG